UGCUGGUGAAGUGACACCUAACCCUACGCUAUGGAGAAUGGCGCCCUUCCUGCGUCAGCUGCCCUGGGCUGAAACUGCCGAGACGUGUCCUAGCGGCCGUGCUCCCAGCUCUGCAUCUAGAGGGAAAGGCACAAGCCGGGCUUCGGGUUCUCAGUCUAAAAAGAAGACAGGCAGAAUAAAUGAGUUGUCUGCGACCGCAGACGAUAAGGUACCUGGGAGAGUAUGAGAAAGGGGAUUCUUUUAUUAAAGACGGAAUCCUUCAGAGAGUGGGACAUUAUAGAAACUCAAGAGCAUUAUAAGAGCCGAUGGAGAUCUAUUAGGAUUCUUUAUCUUACUAUGUUUCUCAGCAGUGUAGGGUUUUCUAUUGUGAUAAUGUCAAUAUGGCCUUAUCUCCAAAAGAUUGAUCAGACAGCUGAUGCACGUUUUUUGGGCUGGGUUAUUGCUUCAUUUAGUCUUGGCCAGAUGGUAGCUUCACCUAUAUUUGGUUUAUGGUCUAAUUAUAGGCCAAGAAAAGAGCCUCUUGUCAUCUCCAUCUUAAUUUCGGUGGCAGCCAACUGCCUCUAUGCUUAUGUCCACGUCCCGGCUUCUCAUAAUAAAUACUACAUGUUGAUCGCUCGUGGAUUGGUGGGAUUUGGAGCAGGAAAUGUAGCAGUUGUUAGAUCAUAUGUUGCUGGUGCUACUUCCCUUCAGGAAAGAACAAGUUCCAUGGCAAAUACAAGCACGUGCCAAGCAUUAGGAUUUAUUCUAGGUCCAGUUUUUCAGACUUGUUUUGCACUCAUUGGAGAAAAGGGUGUGACGUGGGACACAAUUAAGCUGCAGAUAAAUAUGUAUACUGCACCGGUUUUACUUGGCGCUUUCCUGGGAAUUUUAAAUAUUAUUCUGAUCCUUGCUGUAUUAAGAGAACAUCGUGUGGAUGACUCAGGACGACCAUGUAACAGUAUUAAUUUUGAAACAGCAAAUGCAGAUGAAGUUCAGAUUUCACAAGGAAAUAUUGAUCAAGUCGCUGUUGUAGCCACCAAUGUUCUCUUUUUUGUGGUUCUGUUUAUCUUUGCCCUUUUUGAAACAAUCCUUACUCCAUUAACGAUGGAUAUGUAUGCUUGGACUCAAGAACAAGCUGUAUUAUAUAAUGGGAUCAUACUUGCUGGGCUUGGAGUUGAGGCAGUUGUGGUUUUCAUGGGGGUUAAAUUUCUUUCCAAAAUGCUCGGGGAGCGCGCCGUUCUGCUGGGAGGACUUCUCGUUGUGUGGGCUGGAUUCUUUAUCUUGCUGCCUUGGGGAAAUCAGUUGCCCAAAAUACAGUGGAAAGAUUUACAUAAUAACUCAAUCCCCAAUACCACAUUUGGGGAAAUCAUUACUGGUCUUUGGAAGUUGCCAAGAGAAGAUCAGAGUGAACUACCAACUGGUUGCCCAAUUGAGCAAACCUGGUGCCUCUACACCCCAGUGAUCCACAUGGCGCAGUUCUUCACAUCAGUUGUGUUCAUCGGAAUAGGCUAUCCAGCCUGCAAUGUGAUGUCCUAUACGCUCUAUUCAAAAAUCCUAGGCCCUAAACCUCAGGGUGUGUACAUGGGCUGGUUAACAGCUUCCGGAAGCGGCGCACGCAUCCUGGGGCCUGUGUUCAUCAGCCACGUGUAUAGUUACCUGGGGCCGCGAUGGGCGUUCGGCCUUGUGUGUGGAAUAGUGCUGCUCACCAUCUCCCUCCUUGGAGUGGUUUACAAGAGACUCAUCGCCUUUUCUGUAAGGUAUGGGGGGAUUCAGGAGUUGCCUCGCUAAGGCCGUGGAGGAAAGUUCCUGCGGCAUGGCAUAUCCCUGCGUGAGGCACUGUUAGUGUUGUUAUGAGCCAGGCUGUAGAUUUUGCACAUUUUGAAUAAUGUGAACAUACAUUGACAAGGAAUCACACAUGUAAUUAUGAAUAUGAUACAUAAAAACAUUCUAGGCCAAAAUUUCCUUAUCUCAAAAAUGAAGUAUUCUACUACUGCCUUUUUGGGGAUUUUAGGAAUUAAAGAGCAAAUGGACAAUGGUCUGUGAAUGCAGAGCUGUAUUCUUUAAUGCAAACAGUGAAACCAGGAGAGCUGUGUAUGAGUUAGUACAGGACGAAACUAGAAAAAUCUUUUAACGUUAUUUAUUCAAAGAUGCAUUUAUGGGCCCGGUGAGAUAGCUCAGUAGAAUAAGAGCUUGCCUGGCAAAUGUAGGGUCCUGAGUUCAAUCCCCAGUACUGAAAAAAAAAUGCAUUUAUAUAAAAAUACAUUUUCUAUCAUCCAUUUUCCUUACAAAAAUCCUGAGUCAAAUCCCCAUUAACCUGUCUUAAGUCUCUUCUAACAUUGCACCUGUCUUGCUUUAGCUCCAGAUUUUACAACCCCUAAAUUAACACGAGGAUGGAUUGCAUUGCCUUUAGUGGGGCUUUUUUUCUUUCACGUUCUAAUAAUUCACUUAGAAACAAUUCAGAUAAAUUACUGCAUACAUGUACUAAACAGUAAAUUAAUUCUUGAAAUUAUUGCUGUUUUCUCAUUCUAAACUCUACAGAAAGAUCUUCACUUUAAAUACUUCCCUGCGUUUAGAGAAUUUUAGUUGGCUUUUAAAUUUGAAUGGAACCUAAUACCCUAGAUAGUCUAAUAAGUAUAUGAGGCAACAACUUUUACCUAAGUUUAACGAAUCUACCUGAACUUGGCUAAAUCAUACUAUGUAUACAUUUCUACCUCAGUGUGAGUCUAAAGCUGAUAAAGAGCUACGUGGGCCAGGCAUAGUGGUACACAUCUGUAAUUCUAGCGCUCUGAGACACUGAGGCAGGAGGAUCACAAGUUUGAACU
This is a messenger RNA of Octodon degus (degu), 2801 nucleotides long. RefSeq names its product major facilitator superfamily domain containing 8 (gene Mfsd8). The transcript has 12 exons. Gene Ontology annotation, biological process: transmembrane transport. Gene Ontology annotation, cellular component: lysosomal membrane. The record is from RefSeq and is a predicted model, not a curated record. The coding region runs from base 223 to 1767 and encodes 514 amino acids. Gene Ontology annotation, molecular function: transmembrane transporter activity. Lineage: Eukaryota; Metazoa; Chordata; Mammalia; Rodentia; Octodontidae.